Messenger RNA from Lodderomyces theae, 2331 nucleotides. RefSeq names its product dolichyl-phosphate-mannose-protein mannosyltransferase (gene PMT2). The transcript has a single exon. Lineage: Eukaryota; Fungi; Ascomycota; Pichiomycetes; Serinales; Debaryomycetaceae. Gene Ontology annotation, biological process: protein O-linked glycosylation via mannose. Gene Ontology annotation, cellular component: membrane; endoplasmic reticulum. Gene Ontology annotation, molecular function: dolichyl-phosphate-mannose-protein mannosyltransferase activity. The coding region runs from base 1 to 2331 and encodes 776 amino acids. The record is from RefSeq and is a predicted model, not a curated record.
AUGUCAUCCUCUUCAGCUCAACCGCACGAGACGCUGGUGAAUCCAACAAAACCACUACACAAGGACAAUCUCUCUACAAUUGAUGCCAAAUAUGACACAGAUGAUGCUGAGCUCCUCAAGAGGUCCCAACAUGACCAAGCACAAGAGACAAUUGAAUCAUGGCAGAAAUUGGAAUCGAUUUUGGCACCGCUUUUAUUCACAUUGUUGUCAUUUUUCGUCCGAUUUUAUCGUAUUUCCGUCAAUGAUAGUGUUGUUUGGGACGAAGCCCAUUUCGGUAAGUUUGGGUCUUACUAUUUACGUCACGAGUUUUAUCACGAUGUCCAUCCACCAUUGGGCAAAAUGUUGGUUGGGUUGUCAGGGUACUUGGCUGGGUAUAAUGGGUCAUGGGAUUUCCCCAGUGGUGAGAAAUAUCCCGAGUAUAUCGACUAUACCAAGAUGAGAUUGUUUAAUGCUACGUUUUCUGCAUUGUGUGUUCCUUUUGCGUAUUUCACAAUGAAGGAGAUUGGGUUCUCCGUAUGGACAACUUGGUUAUUCACAUUGAUGGUUACUUUGGAAAGCUCGUAUGUUACUUUGGGUAAGUUCAUUUUGUUGGAUUCGAUGUUAUUGUUUUUCACUGUGAGCACUGUCUUUUGUUUUGCUAGAUUCAACAAUUUCAACACAAGACAAAGGGAGUUUAGUAGGAAAUGGUGGAAAUGGUUGUUGUUGACUGGUGUUUCUAUUGGAUGUGUGUGCUCUGUUAAAAUGGUGGGGUUGUUUGUCACGACAUUGGUUGGAAUUUACACUGUUGUUGAUCUUUGGAAUAAGUUGAAUGACAGGUCAAUCACGUGGGUUAAGUAUGGGUAUCAUUGGGCUGCGAGAAUUGUUGGAUUGAUUAUCGUUCCAAUCACAAUUUUUUUGCUUUGUUUCAAAGUCCACUUUGAUUUGUUGUACAGAUCUGGUCCUGGUGACGCUAAUAUGUCGUCGUUAUUCCAAGCUAAUUUACUUGGAUCCCAAGUUGGUGGCGGGCCAAGAGAAGUUAGCAUGGUUCACUCGGUUGUCACUUUGAAAAGUCAAGGUUUGACUGGCGGAUUGUUGCAUUCGCAUGUGCAAACAUUCCCCGAAGGUUCGAAACAACAACAAGUGACCACUUAUGGACACAAGGAUUCCAACAAUAAUUGGAUCUUCCAACGCCCUAGAGGACAACCAAAUUACGAUCCUAGUGGAAACACCACCGAUAUCGAGUACGUGUUUGAUGGUAUGCCAAUUAGAAUCAUGCAUCCACAAACAGGAAGAAAUUUGCACACUCAUGAAAUCCCAGCCCCAGUUUCCAAGUCUGAAUUGGAAGUUGCUUGUUAUGGUAAUUUAACCAUUGGUGAUGCCAAGGACAAUUGGAUUGUUGAAGUUGUGGAUCAAGCUAGUAAUGAAGACAAGAUGAGAUUGCAUCCAUUGACAACUUCGUUCAGAUUGAAGAAUGAAGUUAUGGGUUGUUACUUGGGAGUUUCCGGAGCAACAUUGCCACAAUGGGGUUUCAGACAAGGUGAAGUUGUCUGUUUCAAGAACCCAUUCAAGAAGGAUAAGAGAACAUGGUGGAAUAUUGAAGAUCACAGAAAUGAGCUUUUGCCUCCAGCACCAGAGGAUUUCAAAUUGCCCAAGACGAGGUUUAUUCGUGAUUUUAUUCAGUUGAACUUGGCAAUGAUGGCUACAAACAAUGCCCUUUUACCUGAUCCUGAUAAACAAGAUGAUUUGGCUUCGUCUUUCUGGCAAUGGCCGACUUUGAACGUUGGUAUCAGAAUGUGUGGAUGGGGAGCUGAUAAACCCAAGUAUUUCAUGAUUGGGUCUCCUGCAACCACAUGGACAUCCAGUAUUGGUGUUGUGGUAUUUGCUAUAAUCACAUUGUACUAUCUUAUUAGAUGGCAAAGACAGUAUGUCGAUUUCCCACCUGAGCAACCGGGUAGAUUGCAGAAGUUUGUCAUGGGUGGUAUUUAUCCAAUGUUCGGUUGGGGUUUACAUUUUAUGCCAUUUGUCAUUAUGGGUAGAGUCACAUAUGUGCAUCAUUACGUGCCCGCUUUAUAUUUCGCCAUGAUGGUGUUUUGUUUUGAAGUGGAAUUGUGGACAUCCAAAUUGGUUAGAGAAAGAUUUUCCAACUCUGGUCGUGGUGGUGGUGGUGGUGGUGGUGUUUCGCCAGUGAAUAAAGUUGCAUACGUUGCAAUUUAUUUGGCAUUGUAUUUUAUUGUUGGUUUUACUUUUUACUACUUGAGGUAUUUCUCAUUUGGAAUGGAAGGGCCAAAGGAGAUUUGGAAACAUGUUCAAUGGAUAAAUUCAUGGAGAGUUGCAGAUGAUAAUUAUACAUAG